This is a messenger RNA of Oncorhynchus nerka (sockeye salmon), 1388 nucleotides long. RefSeq lists its product as uncharacterized. Bases 1 to 903 code for a protein of 300 amino acids. NCBI's taxonomy places the organism in Eukaryota, Metazoa, Chordata, Actinopteri, Salmoniformes, Salmonidae. The transcript has 3 exons. The record is from RefSeq and is a predicted model, not a curated record.
AUGAGAUGGAGGAGGAGUGAUUGUACACUGAGGAGGCUUUCAUCUGAUGUAUGGAAGCCUCUGGUGCCAUUACUCCGCUUUAGCGCCACCCUUGUGGUCGUGGUGUUAUAUGCCCUGGCAGAUCGGCUCCGCAGCUUUGUAGCUGACAUCUUCAUUCCCCAGUACCACUACCCGUUUGCUGUACCAAUCACCUUUGUACAGGUGUUGGUGACUCUGCUAUACUUGCUGGUCCUCCAUGCCGUGGGCCUGGCACCACUGAAGCCCUACUCUCUGUCUCUGGGAGAGCGCCUGCUGGUGCCCUCUAUCUGUGGGAGUGCCCAGGCUGUGCUGGGUGUGUGGGCAGAGGCCAGUGCCCACUCUGGCAUGUACCCACUCACCAUGGGCCUGCUGCCUCUGCUCUGUGUGGGCUGGAGCCACGGCCUGCGACUGGCACUACUCCCGUCAGUCCACCUAAUGGGCCUUAUCACAGUCAUCACUUUCACCUCUGUCACUAUCACAGUGUCUCAGGGUGUCCCGUCAGUGGAGGUUCUGGAGUGGCUCUACGCCCCACUGGCCCUCCUUCUCCACAGCCUCUCUCUGACCUGGCUGGCCAAGGUGGCUGAGAACAAGCACCGGCACCACAUAAGCUCCCACAUCUCACCCUUUGACCUGUACUUCACCCUGAUGGUGAACCAGAGCCUGGUGCUGGGCGUCCUGUGCCUGCUGCACCCAGAGGGCCCCCGGGCACUGAGCGAGGGUAGCUGGCAUAGUCUGCUAUUCAUGGGGUACCUGCUGGCCAUACUGCUGCUGGGAGCGCUACAGAAUCUCUUGGUCGACAUGGCCGCUCUGGCCUUCUCACCGCUGGCUGCAGCACUACUUCACACUGCACAUGGAUUAACAAGACCUUUGUACAGCCUGUUGUAGAGAUCCAACAUAGAGGAUGAAGUUGAUGGUAGAGACUAGUCAGUCUGAAGUCAGUUUUGCAUUCCUCCUAAUGAUAAAAGGGAGGAUUUGUCAAGGAUAAUCUGAUCCUAGAUCUGUGCCAGGUGCAGGAUACAUAGCUUUACUACAGAGCAGUAUAAUUCACUCUAAGGCCAAGACUUCAACUCCCAUGGUGCAUUUCUUGGGACUUUUACUACGAUUGCAUUUUGUUCCUAACCUUUGGGCUGGAUUGAUUGUUAACUUCAACCAUACAGGAAUUAUCAGGUGACUUGAAUAAAAUCCAAUCAAGCUUUAUUUAUACAGCACAUUUCAGACAUGGAAUGCACUGCAUAGCAGUGAAAAUCAAUGCUGUGCUUUCUGAUAACGCUGCCAAGGGGUAACACACAUUUGGGAGAACAAGUAUUUGAUACACUGCCGAUUUUGCAGGUUUCCCUACUUACAAAGCAUGUAGAGGUCUGUAAUUUUUA